GGUGUGUCUGCGGCCACCAUCGCGUUUUUCUUGUCAAUGAAAACACAUCGUCGCCUCCACUGACGAGGCUCGAACCUCCCGCACCGGAAAACAGGCCCGCGCUUCCGUCCGGGAUGUCUGCAGCCGACUGGUACGCUCACAAAUCGCUGGGAGACGGACUGUACUGGAUCCAGGAGCGGUUCUUCCAAUCGGAGAACCGGGCCAACAUCUGGCUGCUGCGCGGCUCGCACCAGGACGUGGUGAUCGACACCGGGCUGGGGUUGAGGAGCUUACCGGACUACAUCGACGCCAAGGGGCUGCUGGGAGACGAUCCGCAGAGGAAGAACCCGCUGCUGGCCGUCGCCACCCACGCCCACUUCGACCACUCCGGAGGCCUGCAUCAGUUCCAACAGGUGGGCGUCCACAGCGCGGAGGUCGAUGCUCUGGCCAACGGGGACAACUUCGAGACGGUCACCUGGCUCAGCGACCGGGAGAUCACCGAGGCUCCGAGUCCGGGCUGGAGGGCCCGGAACUACCGGGUGAAGGCGGUGCAGCCCACGCACAUCCUGCAGGAGGGUGAUGUCAUCAACCUGGGUGACAGGCAGCUGACGGUGCUUCACAUGCCCGGCCACUCUCGGGGUAGCAUCUGCCUGCACGACCGUGAAAAUAAGCUGCUGUUCAGCGGGGACGUGGUCUACGAUGGCGCCAUGAUCGACUGGCUGCCCUACAGCCACGUCAGCGAUUACAUCGGCAGCUGUGAGCGCCUGGUGGGGCUGGUGGACAGCGAACAGGUUGACCAAGUUCUUCCAGGACACUACAACACGUUCGGUGCAAAGCGGCUCCACCGCCUCGCAUCCACUUACAUCAGCAGAGCCGACACAUGUCCAGCCAAGUUCUCCACUUUUGCCUGGAGCGCGAUGGCUGGAGUGGCACUACGGGCAUUCAACCCGCGCAGCGCCUGCUAGUCAGAAAGCAAACAUGCACAAGUUGAAAAGAAAGUUUGCAAAUGGACAUCAAUUUUAAGAAUGAGAAACACGGACUUCUUAUUUAUUGUAACAUUGUUAAUUCACUUAUUUAAUCCAACAUAGUUCAUAUAAUUGCCAAACUUUGUGUAAACAUCCCAUCAUAUGGAGUGUAUACUAUAUUUAUUUGCGUGAUUGUGAAGAAUAUGUUUGGUUUUUGCAUAUGUGAAGUUAAAAAUGGCACAACUAAAAUACGAUUGCACUGCAAACAAAGCAAAACGGGAUGUCCUUUGUGACAUUUAAAGCAUUAUGGCCACAGUAUCUCUCUAUGCAUGUUCCUAAGCUGAGUUAACACUACCUCCUGUGUUUGUAACAGUGCUUUGUACUGAAUAAUCAAAGGAUUUGCUAUGGAAACAUUAACAAUAAAGCCUCUGUUCUGCCUUUC
Molecule: messenger RNA, 1386 nt
Organism: Thalassophryne amazonica
Lineage: Eukaryota; Metazoa; Chordata; Actinopteri; Batrachoidiformes; Batrachoididae
Gene: mblac2
Product: metallo-beta-lactamase domain containing 2
Exons: 3
Coding region: 114-944 (276 amino acids)
Source: RefSeq, a predicted model, not a curated record